AUGUUCAAGCUCACCACCGUCCUCGCCGUCCUGGCCGUCACCGCCUCGGCCACGCUCGACCCGGCCACGUCCAACACCAAGGGCAAGUACCCGGCCAGCCCCGGCUGCUCGCCCGAGAAGACCAGCACCGCCAUCCAGGCCGCCGAGUGCGCGUACAACACGCGCGUGUCGGGCACGCAGACCUUCGCCGUCUUCAAGACCGACCACCAGUACGACAGCUCCAACGGCGCCCCCUACGGCACCUGCGAGGCCUACACCUGCACCGCUCCCACCAGCGACGAGCUGACCAGCGGCGAGGACUACUGGACCUUUUACUGGGGCUCCAACGGCGAGGACUCUGGCGUCGGCACUACUUGCAUCAAGAGCCCCGAUGACGGCACCUGCGGCUGCGAGAACUCGGACGGCACUUUCGUCUAUGGUAGCAGUGACUGCACUUAA
Diplodia corticola is the source of this 438-nucleotide messenger RNA. RefSeq names its product small secreted protein. The coding region runs from base 1 to 438 and encodes 145 amino acids. Lineage: Eukaryota; Fungi; Ascomycota; Dothideomycetes; Botryosphaeriales; Botryosphaeriaceae. The transcript is spliced from 2 exons. The record is from RefSeq and is a predicted model, not a curated record.